Molecule: messenger RNA, 1481 nt
Organism: Temnothorax curvispinosus
Lineage: Eukaryota; Metazoa; Arthropoda; Insecta; Hymenoptera; Formicidae
Exons: 7
Coding region: 288-1190 (300 amino acids)
Source: RefSeq, a predicted model, not a curated record
GAGCUAGCGAGAAGCUCCCGAGUGGUUUAUGGAAUCUGAACGCACUCGACGCGCUCUAUCUCUAUUCUCUCGUCACUACCGGUACAAAAUUGUAUCUCUUCUCACGAGGCACAAAUAAAAAGCAACGCAAAGCAAGUAUCACAAUUAGUGAAGCUAUUACAGUCUGCAUCGCUUAUUGUUGCGAAACGAGCAGUGUGGGCCUUACGAAAUAUAGCCGGAGAUGGACCAUAUGCUCAACCUCUUUUGCACGAUUUAAUUAAACCUGAUACUCAAACGCACACUUAAAGAUGUCAAGUUCGAAUUUUGCUUUAGAUGCCAAAAGGCAUGAACUAUAUAAAUCAGGAACCAAUAAUAAACCUGUUAUACUGGAUGGAUCGUUAUUUAUUCGCGAUAAAGUCACUGAUGUUCUUAUGAUGAUUCCUGACACAUUAGAAACAAGGCAGUUCUUUAAUCUUAGUACAGUCAGUAACAAUUCAGAAAGUUGUAAUACUGGUAUUGUUCCUUCAGUUUCAUCUGAUGCUGAUGAAACUAGUACAGAAGAACUGAUUAGAUCCAAUAAUUUAGAUAAAGAUACGUGUGAUACACAGUCUCUUUCUUCAUCGGAUUCUGCACCUGUUAAGUGGACAGAUGCCAAUGCUGUGAGAUCACUUAUUUCCAAAUGGAAGAACCACGAAAGUGAUUUCAAAAAUACUAAAAUUAGAAAUAGUAAGGUGUGGCAAAUGAUUGCAGAUGAUUUGAAAGAAGAAAAUCCCUUGUGGAGCUUUAAUGGUAUUCAAUGCGAAAACAAAUUCAAAGACGUUAGAAAAUCGUAUACUAAAGUAAAAGACCACAAUAACCAGAGUGGAGCAGAACUGAAAACAUAUAAAUUUUACGAAGAGAUGGAGGCUGUUUUGGGUGAAAAACCAAUUGUGAAACCUAUUUCAAUAUCAUCAACAUUAAAGAAGAGGGUAUGUCCGCAUCCGGAAAGAGCAGUAUCACCAUUUAGUUCUGACAGUGAUGAAAAAGAAAAUUCAAAUCGGAAAAAAAGUAAAAUAGCGAAAGAAUUGGACAAAUGGAGUGAACAACAAAGAACAGAAGCAAAAAAACGGGAGCAAGCUAGAAUGCAGCGACAUAAAGAGAAGAUGGAAAGACAAGAUAAAGCUAUAGAAGUUUAUAAAGAACAAAUGGAAAAAUUAUUGGAAAAGCUGUAACAAGUUGAAACAGUCUAUUCCUUUUUUUUCUUUUUUUCUGGUUAACAGAUUUCUUUAUAAUGUAGAAUUUCUCAAAAGUAUUUAUCUUUCAAAAUGUUUUAUUGGAACAUAGAUUUCCUUAUACUGUAGUUUCAUGCAAUAUUUGGCUGUGUUUUCAUUACAUAUCUGUUCAUAAAAUAUGUUGUUUCUUUACUAAUUCAUAUUUUAUAUAUUUAAUGUAAUGCCCUAUCCAGAUAAACUUGUAUAGAUGUAUAACGUAUAACCAUUUACAUAAAGGAAAUUAUCUACUUG